UUACCUUUCGGACAUCUUCCAUUUUUCUGUAUGAAAGAACGAAUUUGUUGCAUACAUUAUCCUAACCGUAUGAGACAUAUUGGCUGCAACGGUUUUGUACCACAUUUUUAGAACAUAACCACAUGAAGUUUUAAAGGACUGCGCAGAGCGCGCGAGCAUAACCGAGCGGCGGAUUCUCCCCGAGCGUCCCGUAUUGCGCGUCAUUUUCAUUUCAUUUAAAUUCUCUACUGAGACAACAUGGCAACGCCAGCCGCUGUUAAUCCCUCUGAGAUGGCCGCUGAUCUCCCUGGGCCUGUAACAAUGGCAGGUGCUGCGGUGGGGGCGGGGCAAGUGAGGAUGUCCGCUGGCGGUGCCAUGACAGGACGAGGAGGCAAAAGGAGAGCUGGAGGAAUGGAAUUUGAAGAUGAGGAUGGCGAGGGGCCAAGUAAAUUUUCAAGGUAUAAUGAUAUGCAGGUGUAUGGUAAUAAGGGAAGGUUUGCCAGAUUAUCCAAAAUUCCAGAGAAGCAAAAGAAAGUCUUCUCUGCUCCUGAUAUUAAUAAACAUAUGAUAGAGAACCACAGCGAGAUCGAGCGGCGCCGACGGAACAAGAUGACCCUGUACAUCACGGAGCUGUCGGACAUGGUGCCCACCUGCAGCGCCCUGGCCCGCAAGCCCGACAAGCUGACCAUCCUGCGCAUGGCCGUGUCCCACAUGAAGAGCAUGCGGGGCACGGGGAACACCUCCACCGACGGGGCCUACAAGCCCUCCUUCCUGACCGAACAGGAGUUGAAGCACCUUAUUCUCGAGGCGGCAGACGGCUUCCUGUUUGUGGUUGCUACAGAAACCGGGCGCGUGAUCUACGUGUCGGACUCGGUGACGCCUGUGCUGAACCAGCUGCAGGCGGAUUGGUUUGGGAGCACGCUGUACGAGCAGGUCCACCCCGAUGAUGUGGACAAACUUCGGGAGCAGCUCAGCACCUCUGAAAACUCUAUGACAGGGAGGAUCCUGGAUCUGAAGACGGGGACGGUGAAGAAGGAGGGCCAGCAGUCCUCCAUGAGGAUGUGCAUGGGCUCCCGCCGAUCCUUCAUCUGCAGGAUGAGAUGUGGGAGUGCUCCUUUAGAUCACAUCUCUCUGAACCGUCUGUCCAACAUGAGGAAGAGAUACAGGAAUGGUCUGGGACCCAGUAAGGAGGGAGAGGCGCAGUAUUCAGUGGUGCACUGCACAGGGUACAUCAAAGCCUGGCCUCCAGCAGGUAUGACGAUUCCCGAGGAAGACAAAGAGGCCGGGCAAACCAGCAGUUACUGCUUGGUCGCAAUUGGCAGACUUCAGGUCACAAGCUGCCCGGUUUCCAUGGAUAUGAAUGGGCUGUCUGUCCCCACAGAAUUCCUCUCCAGACAUAGCUCUGAAGGCAUCAUCACCUUUGUAGACCCACGAUGCAUCAAUGUGAUUGGCUAUCAGCCCCAGGAUCUGCUGGGGAAGGACAUUCUGGAGUUUUCCCAUCCAGAGGAUCAGAAUCACCUGCGGGAGAGUUUCCAGCAGGUUCUCAAGUUGAAAGGGCAGGUUCUCUCAGUAAUGUACCGGUUCCGUAUGAAGAACCGGGACUGGAUGUUGAUCAGAACCAGCAGCUUCACCUUCCAGAACCCCUAUUCGGACGAGAUCGAGUACAUCAUCUGCACCAACACCAAUGUCAAGGAGCUCCAGCAGCAGCAGCAGCAGGCUGAGCUGGACGUGCACCAGAGGGAUGGGCUGGCAGCCUACGACCUCUCCCAGGUUCCUGUCACCAGCGGCCCAGCCGGAGUGAACGAAGCAGGAAAGGCCAUCGACAAACAGGAGGCCCUGUUCUCUCAGGACAGAGACCCGCGCUUCACGGAGGUGUAUGCCGACAUCUCAGGGUCAGCCGAUAAAAAAAUGAUGGUAAACUCAUCCUCUACUAGUGGGCAGAUGUAUUCCCAGGGGAGUCCUUUUCAGUCUGGGCAUUCUGGGAAGGGUUUCAGCUCGUCAGUAAUUCAUGUUCCGGGUGUGAGUGAUAUCCAGCCCUCUGCUUCUGGCGGACAGAACCUGGCCCAGAUCUCACGACAGCUGAAUCCUGGCCAGGUGGGCUGGACCGGGGCACGACCCCCAUUUUCUGGACAGUCGGGAAAGUCUCAGUCCUCUCCAUUUGGUCUGGGUUCGAGUCACGGCUACCAGGCUGACCCCUCCUCCUAUAGCCCCCUCUCCAGCCCGACCACAUCCUCCCCAAGUGGCAACACCUACUCCAGCUUGGCCAGUCGUAACACAGGUUUUGAUGGGGCAGCGGAAGGUGGGCAGAGUGGGGGGCAGUUCCAGGGUCGGCCCUCUGAGGUCUGGUCACAGUGGCAGAGUCAACACCAUGGCCAACAGGGUGGCGAUCAGCACAGUCACUCCCAAGCCAACCAGACAGAGGUGUUUCAGGACAUGCUACCAAUGGCUGGAGACCCAACACAGGGCACAGCGAAUUACAACAUCGAAGACUUUGCGGACUUGGGCAUGUUCCCGCCCUUCUCUGAGUGAGAUGGACGGGCGGAAUGGCUUCUCCCAGCUGUGAUCCCUCAUCACACUGAUAACAUCGCAACCUUCCCAGCUGGCGUGAGUUUCGCUUCCAUUAACAGCAGUGGUGUGGGAGGAACAACCCGGCCCACGCUCCAUAAUCCGUAAACCGAAACCAGUAUUUGGACAAGCAUUCAGAUCUGGGGUUCUGGUUUUAGUCAGUUAUUAAAUUGUAGUGUAACUCCAAAGCCUGUCCUCACCCUUACCAUUGCCUGAGUGUUGUUGAGAGCGAUUACCCAACAGUCUGGAAGUAAAGGUCUCAUUUGCUCAGUAGUAUCUUGUUCCCUGAACACAAAGCCUGUUGCAUCACAUCUUUGCAGAACCCUGUUAGCUUUCCAGACUGGUUUCGGCUGGUCUUCCCUUUGCUCUCCGUUACGUUUUCCCUUCCUGUAAAGCAGUGCCAAAUUGCAUUUCCUGUGAAUAACACACUGAAGCACAACUCAGUUCCUUUACCAUUUACGUGAAAUACCCUGGUACUGACGUCAUCCGUAACCCAGGGAUACAAUCUCGAGCCAAGGACUCGGGGGUUUAAGCGAACGAAUCAAGUCUGAACAGGAUUAAGUUGCCUUUUCUGAGGCAGCUUGUUAAUGUUACUGGAGCUUAACACUUCAUUGAGCUAAUUUACUGGGUCUCUAUUUGUGUGAUUAAAACAGUGUACACAGUUUCUGCAUCUCUGUACCGAUCACAUUCUUCUACUAAUUCAUCUCUGAGCUUUUUUAAAAGUGAAAGUAUUCAUUUUUAGCUGGAAUUCUUUACACGAGAAUGUAUAAUGUGUAGCAAACUGUGAAGGAAAUGGUACUUUUGUUAAAUCAAAUUUAAGUUUUUGUAAAUAAUGUGAUUUUUAUGUUCGUGUGUUUCAUUAUGUGUACAUGUGUAGGUUUGAUAUUGGUGUGUGAAAUCUGAGUGUAAAUGUAAUUAUUGAUCUGUAGUGCGUUUGUAAAAAUGUAAUGUAAAUGUGGUCCAUAUUUGUGUAAAUUUAUAAACCUGACAAUAAAUUCCUAUUAGUUACGUGGUU
This is a messenger RNA of Anguilla rostrata (American eel), 3559 nucleotides long. RefSeq names its product aryl hydrocarbon receptor nuclear translocator 2-like. The transcript has 21 exons. Gene Ontology annotation, cellular component: nucleus; transcription regulator complex; aryl hydrocarbon receptor complex. The coding region runs from base 238 to 2508 and encodes 756 amino acids. Gene Ontology annotation, molecular function: protein dimerization activity; DNA-binding transcription factor activity, RNA polymerase II-specific; RNA polymerase II cis-regulatory region sequence-specific DNA binding. The record is from RefSeq and is a predicted model, not a curated record. Gene Ontology annotation, biological process: regulation of transcription by RNA polymerase II. Lineage: Eukaryota; Metazoa; Chordata; Actinopteri; Anguilliformes; Anguillidae.